Molecule: messenger RNA, 1283 nt
Organism: Monopterus albus (swamp eel)
Lineage: Eukaryota; Metazoa; Chordata; Actinopteri; Synbranchiformes; Synbranchidae
Gene: zbtb25
Product: zinc finger and BTB domain containing 25
Exons: 3
Biological process (GO): regulation of transcription by RNA polymerase II
Cellular component (GO): nucleus
Molecular function (GO): DNA-binding transcription factor activity, RNA polymerase II-specific; protein binding
Source: RefSeq, a predicted model, not a curated record
CGCUACGUGUGUCUACGUCUCCGGCGGACGGGGUCAUGGAGGUGUCGUCCCACAGCCUCUUCCUGCUGCAGCAGCUCAACAUUCAGAGAGAGUUCGGCUUCCUGUGCGACUGUACGGUCGCCAUUGGAAAUGUCUACUUCAAAGCUCACCGAGCCGUGCUGGCCGCCUUCUCCAACUACUUCAAGAUGAUCUUCAUCCACCAGUCCAGUGAGUGUAUAAAGAUUCAGCCCACCGACAUUCAGCCGGACGUCUUCAGCUACCUGCUGCACAUCAUGUACACCGGCAUGUGUCCCAAACAGCCAGUGGACCAGAGUCGGCUGCAGGAUGGCAUCAAGUUCCUCCACGCCUACCAGCUGUGUCGGAAACCCGGAGAAGGUGCUGUCGAUGCCGCCGCUGAUGUGGUCCGCAUGUCCAACCUGUACGGCAUCCAGAUCUCCUCUCAGCUGGCAAACAAGGAGGUGCCCGGAGUCCCCAAGUCUGGUCGGGGAGGGCGUUCCCACUCUCAGCUCUCCCUCACAGUCGGACUGGAGGGCGUCCCGACUGAUCGGCAGGCCUCAGGGCUACGCAACGUCUGCUCCGUGGCUUCCGGAGAUGACUCGGACAUCUUGACUCACAUCAAGCAGGAGCAGGUAGAGGAGGAAGAGGGGGAGGAUGGCGAGCGGGACGAGGGCCCAGGGGUGGGGUCUCCGUCUCCAGCUCAAGGCAGCAGUCCCAGUCAGAGUCUGCUGUUCAAAGACCGGUCCCUGGUCCUGCUGUGCCCCCGCUGUGGAGAGCGCUGCUCCUCCCCCGAGGGCCUCAGGGAGCACCUGUUCAGCCACACCCUCGACCCCGCCUGCCUGAUGGAGGGGCUGCCACAGGGUGGUGAGCUCGACGCCGGUGCGGGGGAGGGGCCGCCGGGGGCCCAGGAGCAGCUGGACACAGGAUGUCUGGAGGAGGCCCUGAGGCAGAGUCAGGUGCUCGCCAACCAGCUGGCCGCAGAGCUGAGGAGAAGUCGGGAGGGUGGAGGGGGAGCAGGAAGCCCCACCCCCACCAUCCUGCACUCACGCAAACGUAAGAUCGCCUGCGCCGUCUGCAGCCUGCGCUUCGCCCACAAGAGCCAGCUGCAGGAGCACAUGUACACUCACACCGGCAAACCGUCCCGCUACCACCGCUACAACCGCCUCUGCAGCCAGCUCUUCCAGGCCUCCGCCCACUUCUGUGAGGGCACUGUGGAGCCCGGGGGCGGGGCCUCAGCCGGCGUAGCCACGCUCUCUGAGGAGGCCAACAGGGACACUCAGGACAAC